Messenger RNA from Macadamia integrifolia, 1262 nucleotides. Its product is annotated as probable glutathione S-transferase. Gene Ontology annotation, cellular component: cytoplasm. The record is from RefSeq and is a predicted model, not a curated record. The coding region runs from base 527 to 1207 and encodes 226 amino acids. The transcript is spliced from 3 exons. Gene Ontology annotation, biological process: glutathione metabolic process. NCBI's taxonomy places the organism in Eukaryota, Viridiplantae, Streptophyta, Magnoliopsida, Proteales, Proteaceae. Gene Ontology annotation, molecular function: glutathione transferase activity.
ACCAGCUCACUCCUGCCCCCUCUCUCUCUUCCCCAGCGCCCCGUGAACUCGACCACUCAUUUACAACUCUACAACUCCCUUAUUUCUCUCUCUCUCUCUCUCUCUCUCUCUCUCUCAUCACUCUGCUCUUCUCUCUCGGACAUUCUCUCUCCGUCUCUCAGAAAAAUCAUUGUUCAAUCUCUCGUCCGCAAAAGAAACCCUCAGAUAUUUUUAAAGUUUAUAGAAUAGUGCAAUAAUUACUGGCUUAGGUUUCGCGAUGCUCGUGAGUUGCAGACCUUCACUCUUCUUGACCUUCCUUAUGAUCACAAUGCUCUUGAACCCUUGAUCGGUAGUGGGGAGAUUAUUAAACUGCAUCACCAGAAGCGCCAUCAGACCUACAUAACAACUACAAAUAAGACUUUUGAGCUCCUUGGGGAAGUGAUAGCGUGAUUCAUCGACUGUGGUUAAGUUGCAAAGCGCGGUCAAAUUCAAUCGCAGAGGAGUUUCCUGCCUUUUGGUCUUUUGAUUAGUCUGAUCUCUGAGAUAGAUGGAAAAAUUAAAGCUACUUGGAACUUAUACCAGCCCUUUCAAUCGUAGAGUCAUGUGGGCUCUCAAACUGAAGGGGGUACCAUUUGAAUACAUAGAGGAAGACCUUUUCACCAACAAGAGUGAAUUGCUUCUCAAAUCCAACCCAGUUUACAAGAAGAUCCCAGUUCUUAUUCAUAAUGGAAAACCAAUCUCAGAAUCUACCGUAAUCCUUGAAUAUAUUGAAGAGACAUGGCCAGAGAAUCCAUUGCUACCCGUAGAUCCUCAUGAGAGAGCCAUUGCUCGUUUCUGGAUUAAAUUUAUGGAAGACAAGAUCCCUAUUAUGUUUGCAUUCUUCCUGUCCAACCCGGGAGAAAAACAGGAUAAGGCAAAGAAGGAUUGCUUGGAAGUUCUAAGAACUAUUGAAGAGCAUGGUCUUAAGGAAGAUAAGAAGUUUUUUGGUGGAACUAACAUUGGUCUAACAGAUUUGGUUUUCGGAUUGUUGGCUUACCAGUGGGAACUGAUGGAAGAGAUUGUGGGAGUGAAGUUGAUGGAAGUCCAUAGCUUCCCACGACUGCAUACAUGGGCUGAGAACUUCAAGUCUGUCUCUGUGAUCAAAGAGAACCUUCCUGAUCGUGAUAGAUUGUUCGCUCGUUUAAAAGGGCGCAAGGAGGUGCUUGUUGGGUCAUCUAAAUCUCACUAGAAUGUAGAAACUGUGUCCUCUUUUCCACUUAAAUGAAGCCUUCUUCAGUUCAUCA